Messenger RNA from Drosophila ficusphila, 6272 nucleotides. Its product is annotated as inactive dipeptidyl peptidase 10. The record is from RefSeq and is a predicted model, not a curated record. Gene Ontology annotation, molecular function: serine-type peptidase activity; dipeptidyl-peptidase activity. The transcript is spliced from 10 exons. The coding region runs from base 205 to 3201 and encodes 998 amino acids. Gene Ontology annotation, biological process: proteolysis. NCBI's taxonomy places the organism in Eukaryota, Metazoa, Arthropoda, Insecta, Diptera, Drosophilidae.
CUUCCGCACGGAAGCGUUCGCUCGCUCGCGCUCGUCUCUCUUCUCGACUCUCUCCCUCUGUCGCGUUAUUAUUGUUAUUUUUAUUUUUGCUGGCCGUCAUUUCGCACAGUGUAGUUCACGAAAAUGUAAUCAACUCAAAGAACACCACCCCGAACAAAAACAGAGAAUAAAUUGUGACAAGAAAGCGUCCAUUAAAGCCUCAUCAUGGUCGAGAUACAAAAGCCGCACUCGGCCCUAAAGAGGCCAUCGCUGAAAAGGGAAACGGUCGUUGUUAACAACAGUGCGCCGACCAUCAAAAAGGUGACUCUGGUGCCCAAAGACGAGGAACUGGUGGCCAUUUCUCCAGAGCGCCGCAACUGGCGAGGCAUCUUCAUCGCCCUCCUGGUGAUCGCCGCCGUCUUCAGCUUGAUCAUAUUCUCGAUCUUCCUGCUGUCGCCGGAGGAUGAGGGCCUUAGGAUCCGGGGUCGCCGAAUGCUGCCCAGCGACAUCCUCGGCAGGAGUCUCCAGUGGAAGCCCUUCAAUGGCACUUGGAGCAAUGGUCGUGAACUCAUUUAUCGCGAUCCCACGGGCGGCCUUUCCAUACUCAAUAUGGCCGAUCUCACCACACGCAUUCUUAUGACCAAUUCAACAUUCCGCCAGCUAAAUGCGGAAUCGUUUCUUGUGGCCCCUGACCAGAAAUACGUGCUCCUGCAGUCGGACACCAAUGGCGAGGGCUCCAGACAUCACGUGUACGAGGUGCAGACGGCCAACACAUUUCCGCUGGGACCAACGGAGAACAUUGCGGAGGCGCCACGCCUCCAGCACGUUGUGUGGGCCCCCGUGAAUCCGCCUCCACCGCUGGCAGCCCCACCACCCAGUGGUGCUAGUGGUUCUACUGGCUCUGCGAGUGGUUCGUUGAGUGGUUCCUCCACCACGAUGGCUCCGCUGCCCAGUGGCAGCAUCAUCCUGAACAGCUUGGCGGGGGCGGCCAACGGGGGCGUGGCGAAUGCGGCGGCAGGAGCGGCGGGAUCCCCCUCCAGUUCCACCGCCGCCACGAACUCAAAUGGAAAGGCCGGUGGCUACACGCUCAACCAGGCCAUCGCCUUCGUGCACCACAACGACAUCUACUACAAGCCGAAGGUGCAGGGCGAACUCGUCUGCCGGAUAACGCAGACUGGAUCCCCAUUGGAAUCCGCGGAGGGCGAACAGGGAACGGGGGGCGUGGUCUUCAACGGAGUGCCCGACUGGAUGUACGAGAACGUGCCGGAGCUGGAGAGCAGGAAGAGCAGCAUGGAGUUCUCCCCGGACGGACUCUACUUGGCCUUCCUCAGCUACAACGACAGCGAGGUCAACGAGUACAAGUACACCUGGAUGGGCGACGACAUCAAGUACCCGGCGGUGAUGAGCCAGCGCUACCCGAAGACGGGCUCCCGCAACCCGAACGUGACGGUGAACGUGGCGAACCUCGCCGUGGUCAAGUACAUAUUCCCCACGCAGAUCAGGCUGCCCGCGGAGCUGGCCAACGGCAGCUACGUGGGCGGACUCACCUGGGCCUCGCCGAGCGACCUCUCGGUGACGGUGACCAACCGGGAGCAGACCAAGGCCACCACGGUGCUCUGCCGCGCCCCCCACUUCCACUGCCAGGCGGUGCACACGGAGGUGACCAUCAACGACGGCUGGGUGCUGCCGGCCGAGCGUCCCGUCUUCUCCGUUCGCAACCAGCUGCAGCGGCAGCAGGCGAAGAUCCCUCCCGCUCCGGAGGAGGUGCCCCCGGAGAGCCAGGCGAAUGCGACGGAGGGCCAGACCACCCACGAGAUCAGCAACGGCGGCUACCUGCUGAAGCGGCUUCCUGUGCGCGAUGGCGAGCACGGACACUACCGGCACGUGGUGUUCAUCUCCUCGCUGGACCGACGACCCGUCCCCCUGACCAUGGGUCGCUUCGAGGUCACCGAGAUCGUCGGCUGGGACGAGCCGCACGAGAUCGUCUACUUCAUGGCCGCGCCGGAGAAGCGACCUGGGGAGCGGCACCUGUACAAGAUCAACCUGAGGCUGAACGUCACCGAGUCCAAUCGCACGUACAUCACCUCCAGUCCGCCCACCUGUCUCACCUGCGACAACACGGAGUCCACGUACCGGCUGCACCGGGCGCGGAUCUCCCAGCGCGGCGAUCGAUGGGAGGACAUUGUGGCGCGCCUGGAGCCGGACGACUGCCUGUACGAUAUACCCAAGAACUGCCUGUUCAACCGGGUGCAGUUCAGCCAGGACUACAGCUACUACGUGCAGGAGUGCCUGGGUCCCGAGGCGCCCAGUGUCUACCUGGUGGAGACGGCCAGCAACGACAAGAUCUACGUGCUGAAUGCCGGCGACGUCCUGCGCCACCGGCUCUCCCAGCUGGCCGUUCCGCAGUCGCGCACCUUCAGCGUGGAGAUCCGGCACGGCUUCCACGCCCAGGUGCGCCUCUUCCUGCCGCCCGGAAUGCGCGAGGAGGAGGACGUCGCCUUCCCGCUCGUCCUGCACGUAGAUGCCGCACCGGGUUCGCAAUUGGUAACCGAGCGCUUCCACGUCGACUGGAACUGGUACUUGGCCAGCCAGCGCAGCUUUAUUGUGGCCCAAAUCGAUGGGCGUGGCAGUGGCUUCCAGGGCGAAUUGCUGCGCACCCAGGUCCAUGGCAAACUGGGCACCGUCGAGGUGGAGGACCAACUGGGUGUCCUAACGUACUUGCGGGACAACCUGAAGUUUAUCGAUCCCCUGAGGAUCUGUGCAUUUGGCUGGGGCUACGGGGGAUAUGCCUCCUCCAUGAUGCUGAUCGAUGACUCACAGCAGGUGCUCCAGUGCGCGGUGGCCAUCAAUCCCAUUGUCAACUUUGGAUUCCACUACUCCUUCUUCACGGAGCGCUACAUCCCGCUGAAGGGCGACUACCUGCGGGCGCUCCAGGAGGCGGACCUCACCAUGAAGGCGGGCAACAUCAAGGGGCGCAACCUGAUGCUGAUGCACGGCACCGCGGACACGCUGGUCCACCAGGAGCACACGCUGAUGCUGGUCCGGGCGCUGGUGGAGCAGCAGGUGAAGUUCCGGCACCAGGUGUACCCCGACGAGGACCACGCCAUCGCCAGGUCGCUGAGCCACGUCUACAAGACGAUGGAGUGGUACUUCGACGAGUGCUUCGGCCCCGUCGACGACAACGAGUGGGACCCCACGGGUCUGUUUGUGUUCAAGCAAUAAUUAAGACCCCCCUACGAUCCUUACGACGAGGAUCCGCUGGCCAACCAGCUCAGCGACAUCGACACCGCCAUCGGACCCGCCCGGGACUCGCACUCGGACUCGAAUCCCAAUUCGGGCUCGGAUGCGGAUCCCAAUGCGGAUCCCGAUGCCGCCGGCAGCAAUCUGUCCGCACUGCUGGCCGCCACCACGACGACCGCCUCGCUGUCGGCGCUUGACGAGCUGGACAACCGGCUGCAGUCGCUCGACCUGAUCACCUCCUCCACGGCCACCACCCUCAGCAAGGUCGCCGGCAAGCUGUGCAACUACAGCAGCAAGCGCCGGCUCCACCAGUCGGAGGCCGUGCUCGCCCAGAAGUCUCGCAUCCUCCAGCACUAAAGGGGAUCUGGAUGAGGAUUUGGAUUUGGAUUUGGAUGAGGAUUCGGAUGGAGAUGGAGAUCCAGAUCCCGAUUCCGCUGCCGCUGCCGCUCCCGCAGGAGUCCUCCGUGUGUCAGUGUGUGUGUGGGUGUGAGUGUAUGUGUGUGCCAGCUGGACAGUUCCGAUCCCUUUUUCACUUGCCAACCAGAUUUACACUUUGCUUUUACACACAAAAUUACCAUAAGUUAAUACCCACCUUGGUUAUUUCACCAAAGGUACUUUUUAAUUUUAAUUUUUUAAAUUUAAAAAUCUAUUUAUACUUAAUGGUUUCUAAGUGUAUUACUUCAGUACUAUAUAUUUAAGUUUAUUUUAAAGGAUAAAGUGAAGAAUCCUUUCAAAUGCUCACCAAGUUUAUAACCAAAGUGAAAAUCGGAAAAGGUCUGUUAGUGUGCCAGAGUUGGUUCUUCAAAGGCAUUUUUGGGUUCAUCCUUUUAAAAUCAGUAUUGACAAGGAUAAAUCGUUUGCAGAAAUGAUCAAAAAAUAUAGUUUAAUGUUUAAAAUAUUUGCUUGAGACCAAAUUACAGAAUAAUUCAAUUAUUAAUUAAGAGCUAGGAUCGAAGUGAUUUACAGAUCUUUUUAAUAAAUUUAUUGUUAUUUUUGGUUAUAAAGAAAUACAGUUUAGGAGAACAAGUGGAAUGUCGGUACUGAUCUAUAAUUUAUCUGUUCAAAAUACACAAAUUUGAAGCAGGUACUCCCAAUCAAAAUAGUCACUUUUUCAUUACAAUCAAAAUGCAAAGCUUGUAAAAUCUCGGAUACCAGCCAACUUAGUCGCAACAUCCGACUAUAUUAAAUUGAAAACUUAGUAUGAUUUGAACUUACCGAUUUGCCGGAGGGAAUCGCGUGUGAAUGAUUAUCGAGACAGAGGGGAAUAGGGAAGCAAAACCAAAGCAAGGUGAUUCAUUUAUGCGACUGAUUAUUAACAUAUGUGUAUUUAAUAAUUAACCAAACUCAUGGUGCGAAGGGGGUGACGAGGCGGUGAGGUGUCGAUGUCGAUGUCGAUGUCCUUGGCGUAAGGAUACAGAUGUAGGGGACAAACCUAAUUGCUAAAGGCAAACCAAAUACAGUGCGAUAUGUGUGUGUCAUGUAAUUUGUUUAGGCCUCAUUGUUGUUUCUUUACGUGUUCGUUUCGAUGUGUAUAAACAUAUAGUUAUAAUUGACUGAACGUUAUUUUUUUUGUAUAUAUUAACGAUUAAAUUUUAAACGAAAAUGAAAACGAAAACGAAAACGAAAAUGAGAAGGAAAACGGAAGCGGUAGCUUAGCCGAAAUUGAAACAAUUAUGGUAACUCAUGUCCAAAGGAAGGAGGAAGAUAUAUCUUUUAAAUAGCCAACAAGUUUUGCGAGUAGUUUCAGAGAAGAAGAAGAAGAAGGAGUAAACCCACAGCUUACCAUACGCCCAUUGAAUGUUUGUGAUAGUCGAGAGUAGGCGACUAUAAAAUACCCUGUACUCCAGUCGAACCGCUUAGAUAGAACCUCCUUCUCUCCCGACUUUCGGUGUGCAAAAGCUUUAAACCUCAUAUCCAUUCGAGCAGCGCCAACAUUCGAUGCGUGGAUACAGGGUAUUUCCAGGAGUUUAGGUGUCUAGCAGCCGAUACAGACCUAAUUUUUAAUCUAAAUAUAUUGAGAGUCAAAGGAGGAGAGAUUGUGCCACACACUAAAGACAAGUCCCAGGCUUGCAAAGUCCCCAUAAACCGAUCGCAUUGGAUCGGGAUUAUAUAUUGAGGGGGGGAUAGAGGUGUGCUUUAGCGAGAACCAAAAAAAAUGGCGAAACAUUUUUUUUUAGAUUUUUUUACCAUUAACAUUAACGGAACGAAGAAACGAACGAAUUCCAUAAAUGCGGAAUGGGAUUUAAUUGUCAGAAGCCUAGGUGUUAAAUGUUGCGUCAAUAAGCGAAAUUUUAUUGUAGAGCGGCCAACGAAGGCCCCCGACUUCCGAAACCCAACUUAAACUAAGAAAUCCAGAUAAAAAACAAUAUAGUCAAGCUUUAAAUGUUGUACACAAAGAGGGGUCGAAGCCACUUAAGCCCAAGUUAACUAAACCAAAAGAAAACAAAACAAAACAAACAAAACGAAAGAAAACAAAACGAUACAAAGAAAAUGCCCAAUACAGACCCGAGAGUAAAUAAAUGUUAAACUUAAAUAACGAUAAAUGCAUAUUUAUAAAUGUUUAAAACAAGAAUUCUAUAAAAAAAAAACUAAAGGAAAACUAUAUAUGUAAUUGUGCUAAGGCAGAAUUUAAUGUAUUCCAAGCUACCAGAGCGAAAAAGCCAUUAACUACGUGGAACCAAACAGUGUAAACGCAAAGCUAACAAAAACCAACAAAUCAACAAAUACGAAACACAACUCAUUUCCCUAAAGUACAAAGGAAACGAAGGAAAACCUAUUUUUCAGUUAAGCCCAAAAACCACACAAAACCACAACCAAAAAAAGAAAUGACCAAAAACUGGACAGUAUUUAAAAGUGAUUUGGUUUCAAGACAACAUCUCAGCAUAAAGUAUUCAAGCCGAAAACGAUAACAAACCGAAUCCAAGUAGAUUUAGCAAUAAAGAAGCAAAACUAUGUAUUUCCAAAAACCAAACACAAGUAUACCAACAAGAACCGAAGCAACUAAAAAACAAAAAAGCGAAACAAUAAAGACAUUUUUGUGUGUAUGCAAAAUA